Messenger RNA from Ogataea haglerorum, 1848 nucleotides. RefSeq lists its product as uncharacterized. The transcript has a single exon. Lineage: Eukaryota; Fungi; Ascomycota; Pichiomycetes; Pichiales; Pichiaceae. The record is from RefSeq and is a predicted model, not a curated record. Bases 1 to 1848 code for a protein of 615 amino acids.
AUGUUGGUGUCAACUGAAAAUUGCUCAGCUUGCGAUUCAACUGGUAAUUCCAAAGUGGAUGACGCUGUUGAUGUAAUGAAUCGAAGUCGAAAUAACACAUCACUCUUAGGGUCAAAGAGUCUUUUAAAAUCUAAAAUUUACGAGCCAUUGGAUUUGCAGUCGAAUUCCUCCACGUCCUCAACGCCCGCCAAAUUUAGGGGUUUCAAAUACAAGGGCCGGCCCCCAAUAACCGAGGUUCCUGAGCUUAUGGAAUUGUGCGAAGAGUUUCUUCUCACCACAAAUGUAACCGGUCUCUCCAUGAUCGCUCGUCAGCGUGGUCUUCCGCCAUCGCUACGGCACAAAAUCUGGCCGCUCUUGUUGAAAUACCAUCCAUAUGUUUUAAAUCCGUACGUGCAGCCUGAUGACGACGUUGAUGAUGUUGACGAUGAUGGAGAGCUGAGAAUUCCAGAAGCCCAAAUCAAAGCGGACCUUAAUAGAUACCUCAGAAACACCGAGCGUUACAAGCCAAAGGUUUUAACUCCGGAGCUCAAGGACUUGUUCGAGAUUCAAGACAAAAUAUUUGAAACUUUGGAAUGUGCGAUUAUCAAGUUCCUGAAGAAAUGGGGUUCUAUUGUUCAUUACAAUUCUGGUCUUGCCUGGAUUGCCCUAGGCCUCGCUGAAUGGGUCCCACCAUUGCUGGAUUCGCAGAUCGUACUUUGUGGGAAAGACGAUAUAGCCAAAAAUGGGACUAAGCUGCGAAACAUAAACGAUACGUAUUUUGAGAAAAUGGAUCAUGAAGGCACAGGCACUGUGAGCCACUCGUCAACAUUAAGCUCUACUCCUGUGGUAUCAUCAUCACCAAAAUCUGUUUCAAGUUUAGAAAGUUUGAAUCCUCACGUUGCGUCCAGCAACCACUCAUUCAAGCCAAUGACAUUUGCAGAAAUUUACGAAAGAAUGGUGCUAGUAAUAUUGCACACUCCUGAUCCGACAAAAAAACAAUCAAAACCGAACUAUCAGUAUUCGGAUGAGUCCUCAGACGAUUUACCAAAAUUUGGGGGCUCGAUUGAAGAUAGAAUCUCGUUUUUCUUAUACUGUUUAAGACGAUUGCUACCGGAAUUGCAUAAAUUCAUGUCAGAGGAGGGUUUGUUGAAAGGAGACUGGAUUUUAUGGUGGUUGAAAUACUGCGCUUCUAAAGUUUGGUCCAGAUAUGAUAGAGGAAGAGUGUGGGAUCUUCUUCUUGGAUUCAGAAAUACAUUCGAUGAGGAAGAAAUGAAGCAAUUGGGGCAGCUGACAGAAGAACAGAAACGUUUACUUGGUCCUGAUCUGUUUUGGAACCCAUUAUUUGAACCAGAUGUCCACUACAAGAAAGGCAGGUCCAGUAGCAUCAAGACUCUCAUCAACCAAGUCUCUUUAUCCUUUGAUCAGACGCCAACGUUGUCCUCUCUGUCUUUAAAAGACGAUGAUGAUAUUGAGGAUAUGCCAUUGAACGAGACAGGCUUACCACUCUCGCAAAUUGAUGCUCAUGUCCAGCUUAUUUUCAUCUCGUUGGCAUUCUUAAAAGCAAAGGAGUUUACAAUAAUGGAACUUGACCAGUCAGAGAUUAAGCAACUUCUCAAUAAUUUGUCUUCUUUGAAAAUGUCGGAAAUUCGCUCGCUGGUUGGCGGAGACGGUCAGAUUGCAACUAGUUCUCAUCCUCCAGACAACUGUUCAUGUGCUUCUUGCAAUGGAAGCGUGAACAGCAGCACCUCAGUGCUGUCUUCCCACAAUUAUCAAAUGAAAAAAUCCAACAGAGAUAUUGAAAAUAUCAUUCUUGAGGCAGGUGAAUUAUGGAGAAAAUUCAUCUAUCUGGAGAUGAUCGAAGAAAGUUAA